This is a messenger RNA of Diachasma alloeum, 1462 nucleotides long. Its product is annotated as SPRY domain-containing SOCS box protein 3. Gene Ontology annotation, cellular component: SCF ubiquitin ligase complex. The transcript is spliced from 4 exons. Gene Ontology annotation, biological process: proteasome-mediated ubiquitin-dependent protein catabolic process. The record is from RefSeq and is a predicted model, not a curated record. Lineage: Eukaryota; Metazoa; Arthropoda; Insecta; Hymenoptera; Braconidae. Gene Ontology annotation, molecular function: protein binding. The coding region runs from base 382 to 1257 and encodes 291 amino acids.
UAAAACUUUUUAAAAAUAGCUAGACCUCGAUCUCGCGAUCUUUUUCCACAACUCGAGGUACAAAGUCUCGAAACAACGUCUCAACUUCACGGUUUGACCCUUAAAAACCCUCGAUGCGCGUAAAAAAAUCUGCAAUUGAAGCAGAAAAUCACGAAUUGUUGAUGAAAAUGAUUCUGUCAUUGAGAGAAUAACUAGAAGAUUCUAGUUGUUUCGGUGACCGAGGGGUUAUAUAUAAGUCCUGCGCAGUCUCUCGUGCGCAGCAUUAUUUUUUUGACAACAGAAGAGAACAGAAGUGUCAAAAGACAUUGUCUGAAAGGACAGUUGUUGUUGUGUUUGGAAGUGGUUGUUGACAAAAUUAUUGAGUACUUCGCUGGGUUGAACAUGAAUUUGGAUUAUGAUCCUUCGAUUCAGACUUUUGAGAGGUUCUGUGAGUGCCAGAGGGCUUGCGCUUGUGGACAGGGAACAGAGCACGAAUGGUCGUGGGAUGAAACCCUAGUGACGAGCACUGCUGAAUUAUCAGAACACAAUUUAGAGGUCAAGUUUCAUCCGGGGUACAGCAAUGGAACUGCUGCUGUCAGGGGGAAUCAGAUGCUGGACAAAGACCGGCAUCACUAUUGGGAGAUCAAGAUGCUGACUCCCAUUUAUGGGACUGAUGUGAUGGUUGGUGUAGGUACAGAGAAAGCCCAGCUGGAUGUGGGUGCUAAAUUCUGCUCCCUCCUGGGGAUGACGAAGGACUCCUGGGGCUUCUCCUACAAGGGUAGAAUCCAGCAUGCAGGUGAGUCUCGUAGCUACGCGACGCGCUUCGGCCAGGGGAGCAUUGUGGGGGUCCACCUGGACUCGUGGAGGGGAACCCUUCAGUUCUUCCUGAACCGCAAACCCCUGGGGAUCGCCUUCACUGGACUGAGGGGACACGAGCUGUACCCCAUGGUCUCCUCGACAGCAGCCAAGAGCUCCGUCAGGAUCACCCACAGCUGCUCAGUCCCAGCUUCACUUCAGAUGGGAUGUCUUGCCAUUCUGCGCCCUUUCCAGAAAUCUUACCUCAAUGCAGCCUUUCCUGGGCUCAAGUACCUCACCCAGAGCAUCUUUGCUGACGUUCUCAGAAUUAAUAGAGAUGACGAUGAUGAAGAUGAAUACGAGUUCCCUGAAGAGUACCUAAUCCUGGAUGAUUUUGACUUCGCUCUCGUGGGCUAUGGUAGGAGGAAAAAGAAACGUCUUGUUGCAUCUCCAGCGAGAGAACCUCUAGAAUUCUCUCCAUGAUAGUAAAUUCAGAAAUUAAUUUUUUCAAUUCUUCAUUUGGCAGUUAUAUGUCUUAUUUUAUUCGAUUUUUUUUAUUACAAACUCCGCACUUCUUGAGAAGUCUCACAUUAUUCAAAAUUUAUGAAUUAAUUGUAAAAUACUGAUUUUAUUCGCUGAGACUAUCAUGACUGGGUAUUAAUAAACCGAGAUGAAUCAUUCUAUGCUA